Leucoraja erinaceus (little skate) is the source of this 8652-nucleotide messenger RNA. RefSeq names its product son of sevenless homolog 1. The coding region runs from base 245 to 4255 and encodes 1336 amino acids. NCBI's taxonomy places the organism in Eukaryota, Metazoa, Chordata, Chondrichthyes, Rajiformes, Rajidae. Gene Ontology annotation, biological process: positive regulation of GTPase activity; Ras protein signal transduction. The transcript is spliced from 23 exons. The record is from RefSeq and is a predicted model, not a curated record. Gene Ontology annotation, molecular function: structural constituent of chromatin; protein heterodimerization activity; guanyl-nucleotide exchange factor activity. Gene Ontology annotation, cellular component: nucleosome; plasma membrane.
CGCUGUGACUGGAAUGAGGGGCGAUCGGCCAAAGCCAGAGUAGUGAAGGAGGGAGCGUGAGAGGGGAAGGAGUGAGAAGGGGGGAGAAGGAGGGUAAGGGAGAGAGAGUGUGAGGUAGUUGCUUAACAGGAGGGCGAGAAGGAGGGGGUUGGAAGAGCAAUAUAUUCUCCGGGAUCACCCCCGAGGAGUGGCGAUCGAGGAGGAGGUCGGGCCGUCCCUUGCCGUGAGCCGGACAGGCAGCGCCAUGCAACAGCCGCAGCAACAGUACGACUUGUUCAGCGAGGACAAUGCGCCUAAAUGGCGGGGUCUGCUGGUCGCCGCUCUGCGCAAGGUUCAACAACAAGUACAUCCCAAACUUAAAUCGACUGAGGAUGCCUUGCAGUAUAUUGAAGAGCUAAUCCUACAGUUACUAAGCAUGCUCUGUCUAGUACAGCCUCGCAGUGUUGCAGAUGUAGAGGAACGGGUACAGAAAUCGUUUCCACAUCCGAUUGACAAGUGGGCCAUAGCAGAUGCUCAAUCUGCCAUAGAAAAACGCAAACGCAGGAGUCCCCUUUUGUUGCCUGUCGAUAAGAUUCACCCUCUUCUGAAGGAGGUGCUUGGAUACAAAGUUGACCAUCAAGUUUCUGUUUACAUCGUUGCAGUGUUAGAAUACAUAUCUGCCGACAUCCUUAAGCUGGCAGGCAAUUAUGUGCGCAAUAUACGGCACUAUGAAAUCACCCAACAGGACAUUAAAGUAGCAAUGUGUGCUGAUAAGGUACUAAUGGAUAUGUUCCAUCAGGAUGAGGAAGACUUAGGUGUGAUAGAAGAAGAGCCCAUUAACACUGGUGAACAAGCGUAUUAUGAUUUAGUGAAGAUGUACAUGUCCGAGAUUCGGCAAUAUCUAAGAGAAUUGAAUCUCAUCAUCAAAGUCUUCAGGGAACCCUUUGUAUCAGAUGCAAAGCUGUUUUCUUCAAACGAUGUAGAAACCAUUUUUAGCCGUAUUGCGGAUAUCCACGAGUUGACAGUAAAACUAUUGGGCCUAAUUGAGGAUACUGUGGAAAUGACAGAUGAAGGGAGCCCACAUCCCUUAGUGGGAAGCUGCUUUGAAGACUUAGCUGAGGAGUUAGCAUUUGAUCCGUAUGAAAACUAUGCGCAGGACAUACUGCGACCUGGUUUUCAUGACCAUUUCCUCAGCCUUCUGUCAAAGCCUGGUGCUGCAUUCUAUUUGCAGUCAAUUGGUGAAGGUUUCAAAGAAGCCGUGCAGUAUGUUCUUCCUAGACUGUUACUGGCACCAGUUUACCAUUGUUUGCAUUAUUUUGAACUUCUAAAGCAAUUAGAAGAGAAAAGUGACAAUGAAGAAGACAAAGAAUGCUUAAAGCAAGCCAUAACUGCAUUGCUUAACUUGCAGAGCAGUAUGGAAAGGAUUUGUUCAAAAAGUCUUGCAAAGAGAAGGCUGAGCGAGUCUGCCUGUCGCUUUUAUAAUCAACAAAUGAAAAGCAAACACCUGGCAAUUAAGAAAAUGAAUGAAAUCCAGAAAAACAUUGACGGCUGGGAAGGCAAGGAUAUUGGACAGUGCUGCAAUGAAUUUAUCAUGGAAGGCACAUUGACACGUGUGGGGGCAAAACAUGAAAGACACAUCUUCCUAUUUGACGGAUUGAUGAUUUGCUGUAAAUCAAAUCAUGGUCAGCCUAGAUUACCUGGUGGGAAUUGCGCUGAAUAUCGUCUCAAAGAGAAGUUUUUCAUGCGGAAGGUACAAAUCAAUGAUAAGGAUGACACCAAUGAGUACAAACAUGCCUUUGAAAUUAUCUUGAAGGAUGAAAACAGUGUAAUAUUUGCUGCCAAAUCCGCAGAGGAGAAGAAUAACUGGAUGGCAGCUUUAAUUUCCUUACAAUAUCGGAGUACACUGGAGCGGAUGUUGGAUGCCACUAUGCUGCAAGAGGAAAAAGAGGAGCCACUUAGACUCCCAAGUCCUGAGGUGUACAGAUUUGCUGAACCAGACUCUGAGGAGAACAUUGUAUUUGAGGAGAACGUACAUUCUAAAUCAGGAAUUCCCAUUAUCAAAGCUGGAACAGUUAUCAAACUGAUCGAGCGACUAACUUACCAUAUGUAUGCAGAUCCAAACUUUGUUAGGACAUUUCUCACAACGUAUCGUUCCUUCUGCAAACCUCAGGAGUUGCUUAGCCUUUUAAUUGAAAGAUUUGAAAUUCCAGAACCCGAGCCUACUGAAGCUGAUCGGAAAGCUUUGGAACAUGGUGACCAACCUCUUAGUGCAGAAUUAAAAAGAUUUAGGAAAGAAUACGUUCAACCUGUGCAGCUUAGAGUUUUGAAUGUUUGUCGACACUGGGUGGAACAUCACUUCUAUGACUUUGAAAGAGAUGCAGAGUUGUUAUAUCGUCUAGAAGAAUUCAUUGGGACAGUUAGAGGUAAAGCCAUGAAAAAAUGGGUUGAAUCUAUCAGUAAAAUAAUUCUGCGGAAAAAACAGGCACAAGCAAAUGGACCGUCGCACGCUAUUACAUUUCAAAGUUCACCCCCAUCUAUUGAAUGGCACAUAAGUAAAAUUGGUCAAAUUGAAGCAUUUGACUUGCUAACUUUGCAUCCAAUAGAAAUUGCAAGACAGUUAACAUUAUUAGAAUCUGAUCUUUACAGAGCUGUUCAGCCAUCAGAACUAGUAGGAAGUGUGUGGACAAAGGAUGACAAAGAAAUCAACUCUUCAAAUCUCCUGAAGAUGAUACGACACACUACCAAUCUCACUUUAUGGUUUGAAAAGUGCAUAGUAGAAACUGAAAAUUUGGAGGAACGAAUAGCAGUUGUCAGUCGAAUAAUCGAGAUCCUACAGGUUUUCCAGGAACUAAACAAUUUUAAUGGUGUGCUGGAGGUGGUUAGCGCCAUGAAUUCAUCUCCUGUCUAUCGGCUGGAUCACACGUUUGAGCAAAUACCAAGUCGGCAAAAGAAAAUUUUGGAGGAGGCUCACGAAUUGAGUGAAGAUCACUAUAAAAAGUAUUUGGCUAAACUCCGAUCCAUUAACCCUCCAUGUGUGCCUUUCUUUGGAAUAUAUUUGACAAACAUUUUGAAGACAGAGGAAGGUAAUCCUGAUUUCCUAAAGAGACACGGUAGAGAGUUGAUAAAUUUCAGUAAGAGGAGGAAGGUUGCUGAAAUCACAGGAGAGAUUCAGCAAUACCAGAACCAGCCGUACUGCUUACGGGUUGAGCAAGAGAUUAAGAAGUUUUUUGAAAAUCUAAAUCCAAUGGGAAACGCGUUGGAGAAAGAAUUUACAGAUUACUUGUUCAAUAAGUCUUUGGAAAUAGAGCCUAGGAACGCCAAGUCUUUACCCAGAUUUGCAAAGAAGUUUAAUUACACGCUGAAGUCUCCGGGAGUCCGUCCAUCGAAUCCUCGGCAUCCGGGGUCAGGCACCCUGCGCGGGCAUCCCACGCCACUCCUGCAGGAGCCGCGUAAAAUCAGUUACAGCCGCAUCACGGAGAAUGAGGCUGAGAGCACGGCGUCGGCACCAAACUCCCCACGCACGCCCCUGACCCCACCACCGGCUUCAGCAGCAUCCAGCUCAACAGACGUCUGCAGUGUCUUUGGCGACUCUGACCCAGCGAGUCCGUUCAAUUCAAGCACUGAUACCAUAUUUUCCCCCGUCUCACUGGCCCAUGGCACAAGAUCGGCAUCAAUCUCCUCAAUAAUGAGUUGCAAUAAAAGUGUGGAUGAAGCUCACAUGCCCCCUCCUAUCCCACCCCGCAGGCGGCCCGAGUCAGCCCCAACAGAAUCGUCCCCCUCUAAGAUGAAGUCAAAACAUUUGGAUAGUCCACCCGCUAUCCCACCGCGGCAGCCCACGGCGAAGGUUUACUCCCCCCGGUACCCGCUGUCCGAGCGAUCAUCGGUUUCCGAGCCUCCGGACAGUCCUCCUUGCUUGCCUCCUCGCGAGCCUGUACGAACACCAGAUGUAUUCACAGGCUCGCCUCUGCCUCUGCAGCCCCCGCCCAUGGGACGGAAAGCUGAGCUGCCCAACACUUUCUUCCCCAACUCCCCUUCCCCCUUCACCCCGCCGCCCCCUCAGACGCCCUCGCCACUGGGAACUCGCAGGCAUUUGCCGUCCCCGCCUCUGCCACAGGAGGACAUUGGCGUCACAGCCGGGCCACCCGUUCCACCGAGACAGAGCUCCACAUCGCAAGCGAUUCCAAAACUUCCACCAAAAACGUACAAAAGGGAGCACACACACCCGUCAUUCCAUCGAGAGGGACCGGCCUUGCUGGAGAAUGCCCACUCUUCCUAGCUAUAACCGAUUCUCCUUAAACACUACAAACUCGUGGCUACCGCUGAGGUUGCACCUUGAGGAAGAGGGAGUAGGUGGCGAGCCAGGGGUGCAAGCUAAACGUUCUGGGCUGCAAGAAUACUGUUAGUGCUUGGACAGGAGUUUCCAUCCAUUUACCUUUUAAGUUUGCAUUCAGGCAGUGGAGAACGGAUUGGACAGUUACAUGUAAAAACUGAAGCAUGUUGACUUUCCCCACUAACUGAGAUGGAGUCGCCGUGAUGUUUUAUCAGCGACGAAGGGUGGCCUCAAUAUCAACUGGCCGGCAAGAGACUUGGAGCGAAACAGUGGUUUGCACCUUCAACUUAAAAUACAGGAUUGAUGUUUCACGUAAUCAUGCCUUGUUUCAUUUCUAGAAUUGCAUUUUUUUGGUACCUAGACGAUUGAGGAGAUACUAGCGCUGCAUAAUAAUAACUCUAAAAACUCUGAAAUGUGGGCACCUGCUACACCAAAGAAGCACAUUCUUUGUGAAAGUCGUUCAAGAACAAGUCCGACCAGAAAGAUUCUUCAAAACAAACGUAACAUCCAUCUCCACUAGACAACGGAAAACCCAGUCGUUCAAUUAUAUCACUGUAAGCUAACUGAAUUUAACCCAAUGCAGUAAAAUGUGGAAACUAGUAACUUCUGCAUUCACAUCUUCAAUGAACUCUGACAUAUUAUUCUCUUAAAUCCACAAUUAUUGACUUGAAUCCAAUGACUGCCCAUUUCAUAACAUCACAACAGGUUCUGAAAUUAUACGGAAGAAUGGAUCAGGAAAGUGCUUCUAGCACUGUUUUGCAAUGUAACAGUUUCAUUGGAAAGUGUAAGGAUCUGGAUUUAUUUCAAAAUAACCAGUCGCAAUUCUGUCUUGUAGCAUUGGCUGUGAUAAUGUUAAACUAUUUAUUCAGGUGGCCAAAUGUUCCCGUACCUUAAGUUGUGAUUGGAUAUUUAGGUAAAGAAGGUUGAAGCUUGGGCAGAACAUAUAUUUGUUGAUUCCUAAACAAGAGAAUAAAAUACAAUGAGGUUUGUAGAGGCAAGGUGCUUUUGAAGUAGCUUACUCUAUUUAAUGCGAGUCAGAUUGUGGAGUAGAUUUUGUGUUAACCACUGAUAAAAAAAGUAACAUUACAUUCAUGAUUCGGGCCUGGGUGGGGUGACCAUUAAUUCCUAACAAGGACAACUGAGCACCUACAUACUAUAGUACAUAAGUACAGUUUUAAGAGGAUAUCGUGAAACCAAAAUCCAUGUGAGAAUGAGAGAAGUUCAGAAAAAUAUACAAACACUCUGCAGCAUAGAUGGCUUUUUAUUGCUUUGUCCACUCUGAAAACCAAGUGAUUUAAUGGUGUAGUGGCUGUUCUUGGCCUCAUUCAGUAUCCUCUUGGAUUAGUAGAAAUGUUUCCUUUUAACUGUGCUGAAUGCACAGAUCGUCUCCUCACCUAAAAAAAUUAAUUGCCUCUGUUGGCUUAUCAUUAACAUUUUCAAAGCACAAACCUUUAUAAAUUAGUCAAAAUCAUCCAUUCUUAUUUGUUUUGAAAUCGGCUUCAUUUUCAUUAUUCUUCAAAACGAUCUUACUCUCCCAUGAAGGUGGUAACUAAUCUCUUCUACACAUCACAUGGCCUCAAAUGUUCAUUUAAUCCCUGCAUUUGUUUUCCCUUUGGUAUCCCAUUAAUUGCAUACAGAUCAAAAAGGGAAUGCUUGAUUUUUCACAAUGGGAACUAUUUCAGUUUAUUCACACAAUGGUCGAUACAGCAUGGGACUUAAUGUAAACCCAAACAGUGAACUCCGAUGUUUAUGUCCAGAUCUAAGCAAAAGGAAAAACAAAUGUUAUCUUCGUCUAAAAUUGGUGAUGUUAUGAUCUGGGUCACUCAAGGCUUCAUCCCAAUGUCUUACAUUGGUGUUUUGAAUAAAAUACACCUUAUGCAUGCUGACUUUCAAAUAAAUCACUUUAUUGCCUUUACAUUAAAUAAAUUCACCUAAACUUAAAUAUGCUGUACCUAAAUAGACUUCAUAAUGUAGGUUAUUAUGCUUUAAGCAAAAUAUUUCUGCAGCAUAUAUGGGGCAGGCAAACAUCAUUAAAAUGCUCUAAUUUUAUUAAGCACUUAGACAUACCAAUGGCUAAUUUUUGUUCAGUUAACCUACUGAUAGGGCUGCCAGAUCUAAACUGUUAUGGGCAUUUUGCAGUAUCCAGCCCUAAAAAAAGGCUUAAUUGGCAUUAAAUAAAAUUGUUUUUGGAACAAGAGUGCAGUUUGUGGUGUUUUCAUUGAGUCAGUAAAUUUGAGAAAAUGCUGGAGGGCUGGAAGAGGCCUGGGUGUAAAAUGUAAAAUGAAAUUCAUCACAAAUUUGAUACAUACACAAUUUUAUGAACCGUGAGCUAAACAAGUCAUAAACUACUGAAUCCUUGUUAGCAUGAUAUUAAAGCAUUAAUACUGUGUAAUGGAAAUAUCCUGAAGUCCAUUUAAUCCAACAGUUUUGGAUGUAAAAUAUUUUUUGCUUCAUAAAUGCCAAUGUCAUUGCGACUCCCUCUGCAUAUUAUCUCUGGGUCAAGAUUUGACAUAUCUGUUUGCCAGUUGAUAUGUUUCUCUUAACCAUGCGGGAUGCUUAUUGGAUCUUAUAACUCUGGCAGCACACUUAAACCACUUGAGGAUUAUAUGCAUGCGAUUUUCAGUUUCACAAUGGUCGCACUGUGAAAGGCAGUGAGUGCGCAGAAAGCUGAACUUGGGGAAUAAUUUUAAAUGCAUUCAAAGGGAGACUUCAAUAGAAAAACAAGUAUACAAGCAGUGAAAUAUUGCUUAUCAGUUGCUUUCAUUUUCAGGGUUACAUACCAGUUGGAAAUCACCAUUGUGCCAAUGUGCGGUUCAGUUUUUAUGGUUAAUAGCAAGUGGCUGUGGUUGGGCGAAUGAGCGAAAGCACUUGGGAAAUAUGGUGAAGGAGUCUAUGGGCUGGAAUCCAUAGCUGUUAUCUAGAUUGAUGAAACACUUUCCCUUUCUGUACAUCUUGUGUAGAUAGUUGAUAUUGACCUUAUGAAAGUUGCAUUAAUUACAUGUCAUUCAAUGCAGUAAAAGACUGUUAAGAUAAAUACAUAUUUGUUCUUUUAACAAAACCUAUUUGGUUAUAAUUUUUUUCUAUACUGAUAAUUUUUAUUUUAGGUUUUGUAUUUGAUGACCGCAUAAGGCAGGGAAAAACAGGAUUUUAUUUUGUACAAAAAAGAUCGGCCAACUACAUAGAUCUGCAAAGGUACAGGGUAAUUGGUAGGAGAUAGAUCAUUUAGCCAUUGAGCUUAUUCCACCAUUCACCAGAUCACAGUUGAUCUGUACCUCUGCUUCAAUUACCUGCUGCUCCGUGUUCCCUCGAGGGAUUGUAAACUGAAUGAACCUUCCUUCAUAGAAGAAGAAAUUGCAGCAAAUCACUGCAGCAAGGCUGGUGACCCUUGAUGCUGACAAAAUCUCUUUCACCCUGUGUAAUUUGCUUUGGUUUAAAUGAAGUAACCUGUGACUGGAUGUGUAUUAAUGCGCACUGUACUGUUGGUGCCAGGCGCAUGUCAGUUUUAGUAGCUGCCAAAUGUGCCUUUAUAUUACAUCUCCAUUUUCUUUCCUGACCUUUUUUGAGCUAAUUUUUUUCUUAAUCUAUUACUUUCUUAAUUUUGAACCAAGUUGAAGUUUGUAUUUCUAAUUAGGUGCAUCAGAAGACAAGCCUUUCGGCUCCAAACAUAAAAUGUACAUAUUGGUGGUAAAAAAUAAUUAUGUAUAUAUGUAACUUGUUUUAAUGGCAUGGUUAUUUGCAGCUUUGAUUAUAUGUAAAGAUUAGAUGAAGUUGACUAGAUUUAAGAACAAAGCGAUAAUCUUUUCUGACACAUCUAAUGUGACCUGUGUACUUUAACCAUGUCUGUAGAAUUUAGUAUUCUGCGUUAGAAAUAACAGUGUUGAUUUUGUAUUUAAGUAUAAUAAUUGCUAUCUUUUCCCUUGGAUUGAUUACACCAAGAGGUAGUCAUAAAGAAUGGGAGCAAGUAUAUGAUGGCUUAGCAAUGUUUGACAUACAACAUAGGAGCCAGGGAAAAUAUACACGAGAACAUAAAAUUGUUUUUGCCUUAUGAACUCUCAUCCAAAGUAUAUUUGACUGACGUAUUUUUAAUGUGUUGAACCAGGAUGUUCUGUUUCGUUUCUUGGGGCAGUUCUUUUUUUAAAUCUUAAGUCUUAUUAUUUUUCAACUGGUAUGUAAAUCCUAGAAUGCUUUGCAAUGGGACUUUCUGCAGUUGUCUGAUUUUUGCGUGUAAUUGGGUUUUGUUCUUUUGAAAUGGUUAUGUUAAAUUUCCAGGUAUCAAAUGUUCUGUUUUUCCUUUUUAUUUAUAUUUUAAAAAACUGUAUAUUAAAAGUCUUUGAAACUUGUUA